CUGGGCGCCCCGGCCAGUCCGCACUCCGGUCCCCGCGCCUGGCGCCGACCUCCCUCGAGCGCAGCGCCCACGGAGCACGGGUCGCGGGGCGGCGGCGACCAGGGGAGACGAGCGGGAGUCGGAGGAGUCGGAGGAGUCGGGGGAGGCGAGGGCGAGCGCACCGAGCGGGGUCCCGGCCGCCCCGCGGGCCAAGGUCGAGCCCUCCCGCCCGUGGGCGAGCGCGCCCGCCGACCCGCGCCCGAGAGCCGCGGCCACAAAGAGCGGGCCGGCGCCGCUCCCCAUGCCUUCCUGAGGCCGGACGGCCCCGCCGAGCCCGCGCCCCCGAGUGUCCCCGCGCGCCCCACCCGCGCCCCGCCGGCAUGGACGUCCACACCCGCUGGAAAGCGCGCAGCCCGCUCCGUCCGGGCGCCCCGCUCCCGUUCCCGCCGCCGCUGCUGCUGCUGCUGCUGCUGUGGGCGCCGCCCCCGAGCCGCGCAGCUCAGCCAGCAGACCUCCUGAAGGUUCUAGAUUUUCACACCUUGCCCGACGGCGUAACCAAGACAACGGGGUUCUGCUCCACGCGGCGGUCUUCCAGGGGCCCGGAUGUUGCUUACAGAGUCACGAAGGACGCCCAGCUCAGCGCGCCCACCAAGCAGCUGUACCCUGCGUCUGCGUUUCCCGAGGACUUCUCCAUCCUCACCACCGUGAAAGCCAAGAAGGGCAGCCAGGCCUUCCUGGUCUCCGUCUACAACGAGCAGGGCAUCCAGCAGCUCGGCCUGGAGCUGGGCCGCUCCCCCGUCUUCCUGUACGAGGACCACACGGGGCGGCCGGGGCCGGAGGAUUACCCCCUCUUCCGGGGCAUCAACCUGUCGGAUGGCAAGUGGCACAGGAUCGCGCUCAGCGUCCACAGGAAAAACGUCACCCUGAUCCUGGACUGUAAGAAGAAGGCCACCAAGUUCCUGGACCGCAGCGACCACCCCACGAUCGACACCAACGGCAUCAUCGUGUUCGGCACCCGGAUCCUGGACGAGGACGUGUUCGAGGGGGACAUCCAGCAGCUGCUCUUCGUCUCGGACCACCGGGCGGCGUACGAUUACUGCGAGCACUACAGCCCCGACUGCGACACUGCCGUCCCCGACACCCCCCAGUCCCAGGACCCCAACCCAGACGAAUACUACCCGGAGGGCGACGGGGACAGCGAGCCCUACUACUACGAGUACCCCUACUACGAGGACACGGACGACCCCAGCAAGGAGCCCGCCGCCACCAAGGAGCCCGUGGAGGCCGCUAAGGAGACCACGGAGAUUGCCGAGGAGCUGACGCUGCCCCCCACGGGGGCCCCUGCCGUGCCCGACACCAGCGAGGGGGCCGGGAAGGAGGACCCGGACCCGCUGGACUACGACUACGUGCCCAGCGAGGACUACUACACGCCGGCCCCGUACGAGGACAGCUACGGCGAGGGCCUCGGGGCCGAGGUGCCCACCGGCACGGCCGGCACCGCCAACGCCUCCAACCCGGGCCCGCCCCCCGCGGAGGGGAAGGAGGACCCGGACGGGGACUUCACGGAGGAGACCAUCAAGAACCUGGACGAGAACGAGAGCUACUACGACCCCUACUACGACCCCACCGUGUCCCCGUCCGAGAUCGGGCCGGGCAUGCCCGCCAACCAGGACACCGUCUUCGAGGGGAUCGACGGGCCGCGGGGCGAGAAAGGUCAAAAGGGAGAACCCGCCAUCAUCGAACCCGGCAUGCUCUUGGAGGGGCCGCCCGGCCCCGAAGGCCCCGCGGGCCUCCCAGGACCUCCAGGGACCAUGGGUCCCACGGGCCAAGUGGGCGACCCUGGAGAAAGGGGUCCCCCUGGGCGACCGGGUCUGCCGGGGGCCGACGGGCUGCCCGGCCCCCCUGGGACCAUGCUCAUGCUGCCCUUCCGGUUUGGAGGGGGUGGCGAUGCCGGCUCCAAAGGCCCCAUGGUCUCAGCCCAGGAGUCCCAGGCUCAAGCCAUCCUGCAGCAGGCGCGGCUGGCGUUGAGGGGCCCGGCCGGCCCCAUGGGUCUGACCGGGAGGCCUGGCCCCGUGGGCCCCCCCGGGAGCGGAGGUUUGAAGGGCGAGCCGGGCGACAUGGGUCCGCAGGGCCCCCGAGGGGUGCAGGGCCCGCCCGGCCCGACCGGAAAGCCUGGAAGAAGGGGCCGGGCUGGCAGUGACGGCGCGAGAGGGAUGCCUGGCCAGACCGGCCCCAAGGGUGACCGCGGCUUCGACGGGCUGGCGGGGCUGCCCGGAGAGAAGGGCCACCGGGGUGACCCUGGCCCCUCGGGCCCGCCGGGACCCCCGGGAGAAGACGGAGACAGGGGUGACGACGGAGAAGUCGGGCCCCGAGGGCUGCCCGGGGAGCCGGGGCCGCGCGGUCUGCUGGGGCCAAAGGGCCCUCCGGGCCCCCCGGGACCUCCCGGCGUGACGGGGAUGGACGGCCAGCCGGGCCCCAAAGGAAACGUGGGUCCCCAGGGAGAGCCCGGCCCCCCCGGACAGCAGGGCAACCCAGGUGCCCAGGGUCUGCCAGGCCCCCAGGGCGCCAUCGGGCCUCCAGGAGAGAAGGGCCCCCUGGGGAAGCCGGGCCUCCCAGGAAUGCCGGGCGCCGACGGACCCCCGGGGCACCCUGGCAAAGAGGGCCCCCCCGGAGAGAAAGGAACUCAGGGUCCCCCUGGCCCCCAGGGCCCCAUCGGCUACCCUGGCCCCCGAGGAGUCAAGGGGGCGGACGGCAUCCGUGGUCUGAAGGGCACGAAGGGCGAGAAGGGAGAAGACGGCUUCCCGGGGUUCAAAGGAGACAUGGGCGUCAAGGGGGACCGGGGGGAGAUCGGCCCCCCGGGCCCCCGAGGGGAGGACGGCCCCGAAGGCCCCAAGGGGCGCGGCGGCCCGAACGGCGACCCCGGCCCUCUGGGACCCUCUGGGGAGAAGGGAAAGCUCGGAGUCCCGGGGCUCCCGGGCUACCCUGGACGACAAGGGCCGAAGGGCUCCAUCGGAUUUCCUGGAUUUCCGGGCGCCAACGGAGAGAAGGGUGGCCGGGGCACCCCUGGGAAGCCGGGACCACGGGGGCAGCGAGGCCCGACGGGUCCCCGGGGCGAGAGGGGCCCGCGGGGCAUCACCGGGAAGCCGGGCCCCAAGGGCAACUCUGGAGGCGAUGGCCCGGCCGGCCCACCGGGUGAACGGGGACCCAACGGACCCCAAGGACCCACGGGCUUUCCUGGACCCAAGGGCCCCCCUGGCCCCCCCGGCAAGGACGGGCUCCCGGGACACCCUGGCCAGAGAGGCGAGACCGGUUUCCAAGGCAAGACCGGCCCCCCAGGACCCCCGGGCGUGGUCGGCCCUCAGGGUCCCACAGGAGAGACGGGCCCGAUGGGCGAGCGUGGCCACCCCGGGCCCCCGGGCCCCCCGGGUGAGCAGGGCCUCCCGGGCCUCGCUGGGAAAGAAGGGACGAAGGGGGACCCAGGCCCCGCCGGCCUCCCCGGGAAGGACGGCCCCCCAGGACUGCGUGGCUUCCCCGGGGACCGAGGGCUCCCAGGUCCAGUGGGAGCACUUGGACUGAAAGGCAGCGAGGGCCCCCCAGGCCCGCCGGGCCCCGCGGGAUCCCCGGGCGAGAGAGGUCCAGCCGGAGCUGCCGGGCCCAUCGGAAUCCCAGGGAGACCCGGGCCCCAGGGACCCCCAGGGCCAGCCGGGGAGAAAGGAGCACCUGGCGAGAAAGGCCCACAAGGCCCCGCUGGCCGCGAUGGUCUCCAGGGUCCGGUGGGGCUCCCCGGCCCGGCCGGCCCUGUGGGCCCCCCCGGAGAAGACGGAGACAAGGGAGAGAUCGGGGAGCCGGGGCAGAAGGGCAGCAAGGGCGACAAAGGAGAGCAGGGUCCGCCCGGGCCUACGGGUCCUCAAGGCCCCAUCGGACAGCCGGGCCCCUCGGGAGCGGACGGAGAGCCGGGGCCCCGGGGCCAGCAGGGCCUUUUCGGGCAGAAAGGGGACGAAGGCCCAAGAGGGUUCCCCGGGCCCCCUGGACCCGUGGGGCUGCAGGGUCUGCCGGGGCCGCCGGGGGAGAAGGGAGAGACGGGCGACGUGGGCCAGAUGGGCCCCCCCGGCCCCCCCGGCCCCCGAGGACCCUCCGGAGCGCCAGGUGCUGACGGGCCGCAAGGUCCCCCCGGAGGAAUAGGCAACCCUGGAGCCGUGGGAGAGAAGGGCGAGCCUGGAGAAGCUGGCGAGCCUGGCCUUCCCGGAGAAGGGGGCCCCCCGGGACCCAAAGGCGAGAGGGGGGAGAAGGGCGAGGCGGGCCCGUCUGGUGCUGCUGGACCCCCUGGACCCAAAGGCCCGCCCGGCGACGACGGCCCCAAAGGCAGCCCCGGCCCCGUCGGUUUCCCCGGAGAUCCCGGUCCCCCCGGAGAGCCCGGCCCCGCGGGUCAGGAUGGUCCCCCUGGUGACAAAGGGGACGACGGCGAGGCGGGGCAGACGGGAUCCCCAGGCCCCACUGGCGAGCCGGGCCCGUCCGGGCCUCCGGGAAAACGGGGUCCCCCGGGGCCCGCAGGCCCUGAAGGCCGACAGGGGGAGAAAGGAGCCAAGGGGGAAGCCGGCUUGGAGGGUCCUCCUGGGAAGACUGGCCCCAUCGGCCCCCAGGGGGCCCCCGGGAAGCCGGGGCCUGACGGCCUGCGAGGGAUCCCCGGCCCCGUGGGUGAACAAGGUCUUCCAGGAUCCCCAGGCCCCGAUGGCCCCCCCGGGCCCAUGGGCCCCCCAGGACUCCCCGGCCUCAAAGGAGACUCUGGCCCCAAAGGGGAAAAGGGUCACCCGGGCCUGAUCGGACUCAUCGGGCCUCCGGGCGAGCAGGGCGAGAAGGGCGACCGCGGCCUCCCCGGCCCACAGGGCUCCUCCGGCCCCAAGGGCGAGCAGGGAAUCACUGGUCCUUCCGGCCCCCUCGGCCCCCCGGGCCCCCCGGGCCUGCCGGGUCCCCCCGGUCCCAAAGGUGCUAAGGGCUCCUCGGGUCCCACUGGCCCGAAGGGUGAGGCAGGCCACCCAGGACCCCCCGGCCCACCGGGCCCCCCGGGCGAGGUCAUCCAGCCGCUGCCGAUCCAGGCGUCCAGGACGCGGCGGAACAUCGACGCCAGCCAGAUGCUGGACGACGGGGAGGGCGAGAGCUACACGGACUACGCGGACGGCAUGGAGGAGAUCUUCGGCUCGCUCAACUCGCUCAAGCUGGAGAUCGAGCAGAUGAAGCGGCCGCUGGGCACCCAGGAGAACCCCGCCCGCACCUGCAAGGACCUGCAGCUCUGCCACCCCGACUUCCCCGACGGCGAAUACUGGGUGGACCCGAACCAGGGCUGCUCCAGGGACUCCUUCAAAGUUUACUGCAACUUCACGGCCGGGGGGGCCACGUGCGUCUUCCCUGACAAGAAGUCCGAGGGGGCCAGAAUCACCUCUUGGCCCAAAGAGAACCCGGGCUCCUGGUUCAGUGAAUUCAAGCGCGGGAAACUGCUGUCCUACGUGGACGCCGAGGGCAGCCCCGUGGGCGUGGUCCAGAUGACCUUCCUGCGCCUGCUGAGCGCCUCCGCCAACCAGAACGUCACCUACAACUGCUACCAGUCGGUGGCCUGGCAGGACGCCGCCACGGGCAGCUACGACAAGGCCAUGCGCUUCCUGGGCUCCAACGACGAGGAGAUGUCCUACGACAACAGCCCCUACAUCCACGCCCUGGUGGACGGCUGUGCGACCAGGAAAGGCUACCAGAAGACGGUGCUGGAGAUCGACACCCCCAAGGUGGAGCAGGUGCCCAUCGUGGACAUCAUGUUCAGCGACUUCGGCGAGGCGGCCCAGAAGUUCGGAUUUGAAGUGGGGCCGGCCUGCUUCCUGGGCUAGGAGCCGCCGACCGCGACCAACCUCGUGACCUCAGCACGCCGCCGGUGGGUGUCCUGGACAGCGAAGGCCCCUCGUCCCGUCCCCGACCUCGUCCGCGCCCCGGCACCCCGCCAGGCCGCACCCCAAACCAGAGAGAGCAAAGGGAAAGAGCCGUGUCCCCACUCAGAGCCGAAUCACAUGACCUAGACGCCCCCCCGCCGCCGGGCCGCACCGCCGUCUCCAGCCCGGCUCCGUCUACACCGCGUCGCGCUCCACGGGACGGGACGGGCCACGCGGCCCCGCGACCUCGCGACCUCGCCCGUGGAGCCUUCGCGGGGCUGGGGCGGGGCGGGGGCCGCGGGUUUGGAGAGGACGUUCUACAAAUUCCACUUGAAGACGUGCGUCCCCCUGACCUUCCACAAACCUUCCCCGCCCCGCCCCCUCGGGGCCCGGUGCCAGCCAUUCACGUGCCGCCACGGUCCCAGGUGCUCUGUUGUGAUGUGAAGUAAAUGUGUGUAUUGUGUUGUCAUGACCGUUCAGUGUCCCCGACUUUCAGCCACGUAGGCAAGCCCAGCUCAGCCCCAGGGGAGAAGGGGACGGGCGGGGGGUCGGGGUGCAGGGCCCGUGCCCGAUGCAGUCCCUCUGGCGAGACCCGGGAGCCCGCCCCCGCCCCCACCCCACCGGCACGCGCAGGGGCAGGAGGUGGAAAUCUGCCCAGACGGGAGGAUUCCCGCGCUGACGCGCAGGUGCGGCCUGCUCCCGCCUUGGGGUUCCAUUAGCUCUGGCUUUUCCACGGGAGGAGCAGGCAUUUACCCGCUGCCUUCUCGGCAGGCACUUGGGGUGGAAGGCGGGCUCAGUGACCCCAUAUACCCACCCCCACCCCCCAGCGGGCGCGUCCGGGGCAGGAGGCCGCGUGUCCUGCCAACGGUCACUAAGCGACACUCGGUGCUUUUACUCUCUGUGGUGCUAUCCGUCUUGAGAUCCUGAAGGUGACGCUGGCCUGGCCGGGCCUCCCGCCCCCUCCGUCCUCCACCAUCCGGGUUUCUACCAGGGACGC
Eptesicus fuscus (big brown bat) is the source of this 6888-nucleotide messenger RNA. It is a transcript of the gene COL5A1, whose product is annotated as collagen type V alpha 1 chain. The transcript has 66 exons. The record is from RefSeq and is a predicted model, not a curated record. Gene Ontology annotation, molecular function: extracellular matrix structural constituent. Bases 360 to 5852 code for a protein of 1830 amino acids. NCBI's taxonomy places the organism in Eukaryota, Metazoa, Chordata, Mammalia, Chiroptera, Vespertilionidae.